AUGCGUUUUAUUGCUGCUGCGCUUUCUCUCUUCACAGCACUCGCUGCUGCGAAUACCCAGACCGUCGAAGUGUCCGCGCUGCACAUGGCCGGACGGGGUAAUCUCGCUACAUCAAGCGUCCAUUUCGAUACAACAUCCUUUACUCUGGACAAGGGAUCUGCUUAUGAGGUCUCAUGCAAGGCAGACUACGUCACAGCCAUCCCAUCGGGCAGAUUCACGGGCGAAUGUCUAUACCCUGGUGGUGACCGUGCUCCGUGGGCUUUCUCCUACGACAAGAUCACGGAGAGUUCUAAGUUCCUCUUGACUCUUUACAACAGUGAUGGUGCGGCGCGUACAGGACGAGGAACGGUGCCUACCUCUUGCAGUGUGAACGGAGACGAGUUUACCUGCGACCAGUCUGAGCUGAUCUCCAUUACCGUGUCGGCUUAA
Clonostachys rhizophaga is the source of this 429-nucleotide messenger RNA. Lineage: Eukaryota; Fungi; Ascomycota; Sordariomycetes; Hypocreales; Bionectriaceae. The record is from the annotation of a GenBank genome assembly.